CCUUUUUCCGCCCAAGAGGAAGGAAAUACCCGGAUGCAGCCGCAUGGCGGAGGGGGAUUCGGGGUCGCGCUCGUUGCGCUUGCUCUGUCUCCAUGGUUACCGCCAGGACGCCAAAAGUUUCCGGGCGCGCAGCGGGGCCCUGCGGAAAGCCUUGCGCGGGCGUGCAGAGCUGCUGAUCAUCGAUGCGCCUCACGUCGUUGUUGCGCGGCCAGAGGAAGCCAGCCUGUUGGAUACGCUAGACAGCAGUGGUCGUGGCUGGUGGUUCUCCAGUCCCCAGGAAGGAACAUUCAAUGCCUUUGAGGAAGCCUCAUCUUGCAAAGGACUAGAGGAGUCGCUGGAGGCUGUGGCCGAGGCAUUUGCAGAACACAGCCCCAUUGAUGGGCUGCUGGGCUUUAGCCAGGGUGCAGCACUGGCUGCCAUAAUUUGCACCCUGAAACAAGGUGGAGAUCCCCGCUUCCAGUUUGACUUUGCCGUCCUGAUCGCUGGCUUCAAAAGCCGAGCCCUUGAUCACUGCAGUUUCUAUCAAGCCCCCAUCCAGGUGCCCAGCCUGCACGUCCUAGGAGAAACAGACCGUGUCAUCCCCUUCGAAAUGAGCCAGGAACUUGCCUCCCUCUUUAGUACUCCUUUAUUUCUCACCCACUUGGGAGGGCACUUCAUCCCUGCCUCUGCAGCCCAAAAGAAAACCUACCUGGAAUUCCUGAGUCAGUUUGGGAAAUAACUAGUUGGAGAGGAAGGUUUGUUAGUUGGUUUGCUUGAUCAGUUCAUUUCCUUGGUCAAAGGCCAGCAGAUCACAGUAAUGUUUAGAGAGAAGGUUGCCAUCCUAGUUCUCAGGUGGUUAAGCAUGCCUAAUAUUGCACUGGGUUGUGGUUUCAUGUCCAGUCAGCAGCUGGGCUUUGUAUGACAUGACUGUGUGCCAAGUGGAAAUCUCAGUAGUUCUGCUAAACCAGCCCCGCCGUUUUCUUGCACUGUGCUCAUGGACAGGAAAUGCAUUGCAUUACACAAUUGUCUGUGGAAUCAGUAAAUGCUGUCCCAGUUUUCAAAGGGCUAUAGCCAUUCAUGAGCCCCCUUGUAGGUAAUUUGUUUAUUAACUUCAUUUGUAGGCUACUUUUUGACUCCAGAGUUAUUAAAUGAAUAAAAACAGCGCAACAAGAACAUUGGUAACAAUGAAUAAAACUGGAUUAUUGGAAAACAGUGCAUCACAAACUAGUGCUUGCAGUAAAGCAGGUUUUUUUGUCAUUAGAUUUUUCCAAAAUAGAACACAGCAUAUUCAACAUAACCAGAGAAGCAUUAUGAUUACCCAUAAAAAGCACAAGGAACACACUUUUUUGUUACUCCAAAAUGUAAUAAAUACAUCCCAAAUGGUCAAUAAACUUAUCUGAAUAUUGAAAA
This is a messenger RNA of Sphaerodactylus townsendi, 1389 nucleotides long. RefSeq names its product OVCA2 serine hydrolase domain containing (gene OVCA2). The transcript is spliced from 2 exons. Lineage: Eukaryota; Metazoa; Chordata; Lepidosauria; Squamata; Sphaerodactylidae. Gene Ontology annotation, cellular component: nucleus; cytoplasm. The record is from RefSeq and is a predicted model, not a curated record. The coding region runs from base 44 to 718 and encodes 224 amino acids. Gene Ontology annotation, biological process: response to retinoic acid.